Messenger RNA from Ectocarpus sp. CCAP 1310/34, 506 nucleotides. The record is from the annotation of a GenBank genome assembly. Lineage: Eukaryota; Phaeophyceae; Ectocarpales; Ectocarpaceae.
AUGCGACUCGCCGAAUAUCUCACGGCGCUNCCCCCCCCCCCCCCCCCCCCCCUGCUGUACAAUCGGGUGUGGAAAAACGAGUAUACGCCAAGUAGAUGGAGGGAAGGAGUGGCUGUGAACCUGUUUAAGAAAGGAGACAAGACUGACCCAGGAAACUACAGGGGGAUCACACUGCUGGACAUACCGAAAUCAUCGCGGUCUUGGCACAUAUCGGGGUCUUGGCACAGGAUGUGCGGAAAAAAAGCGGGUUCCGAAUGAGAUGCUAGGAUUAUCGCACAGGUAUCGUCGUCUCCGCACACUGCGCGGAGACGCCGAUAUGUGCGGUGAGGGUUGGCGGUAAGUGAUACCCUUUCACCAGCAUCUUGUGCUGGAAAUUCCGAAUACCCUGGGAGCUUGAAUCGCGUGCUCCACUGCUACUGCUGCCCUUGGCACCAUGACGAUGUUCAAAAAUGUGGUAUUUGUACUCCUUGUUCUCUUCUUUUCGUUAUGAAGAAUCAAGAUCGGCA